AUGGCUGCAGCCCGCGCUAUGCUCGACGAAGAGCACUCCAAAUAUCCACUGCAAGGCAACGACACGAACUCUUACGUCCUGGGGAGCAUCCGGAAUCACAAUGUGGUCAUAGCCUGCUUGCCGGAUGCUCAAUACGGCCUGAAUAAUGCCGCGAGCGUGCUGAGUAACAUGAGAAGGACGUUCCCUAACAUCGAAAUUGGAUUGAUGGUAGGCAUUGGUGGCGGAGUGCCGUUCAAAGCUGAUAUAAGACUCGGAGAUAUUGUGGUGGGUGUCAGGGUCAUGCAGUAUGACAUUGGGAAAACUGUUAAGGACGGAUUCCAACGGACAGGAGAUCCCAAGAUACCUGACUCUGCCAUCCGAACAGUCAUCUCAAAUCUAAGAUCUCGACAUGAGCUCAAUGGAACCCGAGUUCCUUCGAUAUUGCGGGAGAAGAUGGAUAGCCACAUCGCUUAUUCCCGCCCAAGCGAGCCAGAUCGCCUCUUUCUUGCAUCAUAUUAUCAUAGCGAUCCUGAUCUACCAUGUGACCGAUGUGACUCAUCCAAGCUGGAGACAAGAAAGCUGCGAUUAUCCACUGAUCCGGCCAUUUACUAUGGCGGUAUUGGCUCGGCCAAUACAGUCAUGAAAGACUCAAGAAAUCGUGAUGAGAUCGCGCGAGAGCUGGAUGUGCUUUGCUUUGAGAUGGAGGCUGCUGGGUUGAUGGAUAUCAUGCCUUGUCUGCCUAUUCGAGGCAUUUGCGACUAUUCGGACUCUCACAAGUCGAAAGGUUGGCAGCGGUAUGCUGCGGCGACUGCUGCGGCCUAUGCAUAUGAGUUUUUGGAGGUUUGGAGAGGGGAUUCACAAAAAUCAUAUAUUGGAUGCACCCAAGCACAAAAUGAAUCUCAUGUGACAUCCAUGCGCCACCAGGAGAUACUGAACUCCUUAGACUUCGAACAAAUUGAUGCUCGAAAGCUGAUUAUCAAAGCUGCGCACUCAAAGACCUGCCGUUGGUUCCUCAAGCACCGUGACUACCUUUCGUGGUUAGACCAUCAGCAGACAUUGGAACAUCAUGGUUUCCUAUGGAUCAGAGGAAAACCUGGAGCUGGAAAGUCCACUAUUAUGAAGUUCAUCUACCUGGAGUCGAAGAAAAAGGACCGUAAGCGUCAGACCCUUACUGCCUCAUUCUUCUUCAACGCCCGUGGAGAGAUAUUGGAAAAGACUGUCUCAGGAAUGUACCGAUCACUACUCUUGCAACUAUUCCGAGGAUUCCCAGACCUCGAAUGCGUCUUAGAUGAUCCAGAGCUUCUGCCUCGAAAUCAAAGUGGUUGCCCACCUUUGAAUGCUCUGAAAGACCUCCUCCGUGCUGCCGUUGCUAAGCUCGGCCAACGAUCGUUCAGAUGCUUCAUCGAUGCCCUCGAUGAAUGCGACGAGCAGCAAGUCAUGGAUCUGGUCGAAUACUUCGAAGAUUUAGCGGAGCAAUGCACAGAAGAUAAUGUCGAUCUUCGUAUUUGUUUUUCCAGCCGUCACUACCCCUACAUCGAUAUCAAAUUUGGCAUUCGUACUAUACUUGAGGAACAAAUGGGGCAUGCCAACGAUCUCGAGAGUUACAUCAAAUCUAAUCUUCGAAUCAAAGACAGAGCGCUACUAGCAGAGCUCCAAGGAAAAAUGCUUGCGAAGGCAGCGGGGGUAUUCCUCUGGGUUGUUCUUGUGGUCGACAUUAUGAACAAAGAGAAUUGCCGAGGGCGCCUGGCCAUGAGAAGACGACUCGAACAGGUGCCCAGUGGCUUGAGUGAUCUGUUCAAGGACCUGCUUAAAAGAGACAAUAGCAAUAUGGAGGAACUCCAAUUGUCUCUUCUUUGGAUUUUACUCAGCGGACGACCGCUAAAGCCAGACGAAUACUAUCACGCGAUCUGGUCUGGGCUGUACCUGGAGGGACUAGCAGACCUUGAAAUACCCGAAGUUGACACGGAGGACGGUGAAGAGUGUUUUUCCCGCUGUGUUAUCAGUUCAUCUAAGGGUUUGGCCGAGAUUACAAAAGUCAAGCAGUCAAGGGUUCAAUUCAUACACGAGUCUGUUCGCGACUUCCUCAUCAAGGAUAAAGGACUUCAAGAGCUAUGGCCAGAACUCGGACCAGACUGGGAGAGUGUAGGCCAUGAGAGGUUGAAAAUGUGCUGCUAUUCGUACUUCGAACGCGUUGUAGAGAAUAAACAGCUCAAAAUCCUCGACUAUAUUGCUAUCAAGCAUACCGUUUCAAUGGGGGCUCAGACAUACCCUUUCCUUCGGUAUGCCAGCCAGUUCGUUCUCCACCACGCUGACUUUGCAUCAAAUAUUGUCGACCAGCUAUCGUUUCUGGAAAACUUUCCAACUACUCCCUGGAAGCGUGUUGUCAAUCCGUUUCAGAUCCACUCUGUCCGUAGAUAUAGCCUAGCUGCUGGGUUAUUGUACAUUCUUGCGGACCGAGGGCAUUCAUCACUGAUACGGACAAGACUAGAGAAUGAUACCACUUUCAACAUACCUUCGGUAGAAGACAGAUAUGUAUAUCCACUCAUAGCUGCCAUGGCCAAAGGGGACAAGGCCAGCGUUCUUGCUCUUCUGCGUUUACCCUCCGCGAUUUAUGAAGGGAUGGAUAUUACAAAAGGGCUAUUGCCUAACAUAGAUGCUGGCGGCGUCGGCCGAACCCCACUUUCUUGGGCCUGCGAGAAUGGCCACCUCGGAAUCGCAAGGGUUCUUGUUGAGAGAGAUGAUCAACCCAUAGAUGUCGGCGGAUCGGCGCCCUCACCCCUGAUGCGUGCGUCGAAAAAUGGUCAGAUCGAGAUAGCGAAAUGGCUACUAAGUCACGAUGCAGAUAUUCACCAAGAAUAUAGGAAAGAAAGUGCCAUUUGCCUUGCAUCAAGUAAUGGCCAUGUGGAGAUAGUUGAGCUCCUGCUCGACGCAGGGGCAAAUGUUAAUACACGUGGCGUUCAGGGCACGCCUAUAAUAUCCCUAGCUGCUGAAAAAGGGCGUGAGAAGGUGGUGAAGCUCCUUUUGGAGAGAAAGGCGAAUGUUCAGGCAACGAACAAUCGAAAAAUGACACCUCUACAUUGUGCUGCACAAAACGAAGGAUCCAAGGCAACAAUGCACGUACUUCUAAGCUACGGAGAAGAUCUCGAUGCCAGGGAUAAUAAAGGCCAGACACCGCUCAUCGUUGCCGUGAGGCGCGCCUCUAUUAAUCAGGUAAGGUUCUUGAUUGGACAGGGAGCGGAUGUAACAGCUCAAGACGCAAUGGGUGAGACUUGUCUACACAAAACAAUGAGGAGAGGCAAAUUUGCAUCGGAGAUUGUCCAAUUGCUCGUGGAGAAUGGGGCAAGGGCCGAUGCUCGCAACAAAUGGGGCGAAACGUGCCUCCACGCUCUUGCACGUCGAAGGGCAGUGAUCCCUUCCAUCGGCGAUAUAAUUCAACUGGUCACUAGCCGCGGGGCCUGCAUCAAUGCCAAAGACGAUGAUGGAAACACACCUUUGUAUCUUGCGACAAAAUAUGCUACCGUGGAGGCACUGUCAAAGUUCGCCGGCCAACCUGGUCUGGACCUCAAUGCUCGCAAUCACCGAGGCAAGACGCCACUGCACCUUGCAGCUACACUUCGUGGGCAGGGAGUGGUUGAGCUCGACAUACUAAUUAGGAAAGGGGCGGAUAUUAAUGCUCUGGAUAAUGAGUCAAGAACGCCGCUUGAUGAUGCAACAGAAAGAGGUUACAAGCGAUCCAUUCAGUUCCUGAUAGAGAAUGGAGGAAAGCGAGGUGUUACAGAGAGUUUAUUGUUAUAG
Fusarium musae is the source of this 3774-nucleotide messenger RNA. RefSeq lists its product as uncharacterized. Gene Ontology annotation, molecular function: protein binding; catalytic activity. Gene Ontology annotation, biological process: nucleoside metabolic process. The record is from RefSeq and is a predicted model, not a curated record. The coding region runs from base 1 to 3774 and encodes 1257 amino acids. The transcript is spliced from 2 exons. Lineage: Eukaryota; Fungi; Ascomycota; Sordariomycetes; Hypocreales; Nectriaceae.